AUGAAAUACAAAGAAGGAAUGCCACUGACGAGCAUAGGCCAGGCUGGCAAUCACUUACUGAUGGGCGGGGGUGGAGGAAACCCUCUUUACGGAUUCCCGAACAGGUUAGUACUAGUUGAUACAGAGUUUAAUGAAGUAUGGUCACAGACAGUCAAGGAGAUAGUUGUCUCUGCGAAGGUGUACAGCAACCGGUAUGCGAUUGUAGAGUACCCCGACUCAUUCGAACUAUUUUUCAUAGAGGCCGGGAAGAUAGAAGGCCCUUUCCCCCUUUAUUUCGGGAUGCACUCACCCGUGAUAGUGAAGGACGUUCUGUACUACGUAAGGGAGGGCCGGGUGUACAGCGCAGAGGUCUCAAAAAUAAGAAAAGAAAAGGAAAAAAGGGAGACGGCAGAAAAAGAAGAAAAUGAAAAACGGGGCAGUGAUUUAGAAGAAGAAAGUGCAGAAGUACGGCUGGGAGAAGGAUCGAAAGUCCGGUCACUUUACACAAACGGUGCAUCGGUUCUUUAUACAACGGCCAAGAACGGUGCCCUAUUCCUUACACAGGAGAGCGAGGAGCAGGUCAUGCUUGAUGGAGUGAUUACUAAUUAUACAGCGAAUAAGUCAUUCGGGUACAUUAUCCAGCUGAAGGAUGACGAGUCCCUUAUAAACAUGACGCACAACGGCCGGACGUGGACUGUGAUUGAGCCUAUGUGCAUUACCGUACACUCCACGGGAGACGGUCGGUUUUAUGUGGGCACGGGCACUGGCGAGGUGAUUGCGUAUACGGGCGGGGUUGAGUUAUGGAGGAAGAAGUUAUUCCCGUCGCCUGUUUCAUGCAUAACGAGUGCCCAGGGCGUAUUAUACUGCACGUGCAUUAAUGGGCAGGUAUCAAAGACGUCUCGAGACGGUGCGAUGCGCCGGGUGGUCAAAGUGGGCUUAUUAUGUGUUGGUUUAUCUGCGUGCCUGGGUGUGACGAAGUAUUAUGCUGAGGCGCAGGCGUCGAAGGCCAUUGCGUGUGUGUACGGGUACAUUCAAGCAAAAUUCGGGAAGUAAUAAAAAGGAACUCUCUCACAGGGAAUCGAACCCUGGUCCCCCGCGUGACAAGCGAGAAUGAUAACCACUACACCAUGAGAGAUCCAUUAAAGAUAUACGUAUA
Molecule: messenger RNA, 1135 nt
Organism: Nematocida parisii ERTm1
Lineage: Eukaryota; Fungi; Microsporidia
Exons: 1
Coding region: 1-1032 (343 amino acids)
Source: RefSeq, a predicted model, not a curated record